AAAUGGCCACCGGACUGAAGUCCUUUGGGCUUCAUUACAUAAUCUUUAUGACACACCUGGCUAUACUAACAGCUGACUACGCUUACAUUGUCUUACCAACGGAUAAAGUUUACGCAGGUCGCUUUAAAUUUCUUACAUUUUGGAGCUUUUUGAUCGGAUUUGCUUACUACAACGUCGCGGCAGUAAUGGACUUCCUUGCUUAUACGCGUGGCAAAGAAAGCAGUCUUUGGGUAAAGAUUAGCGACUACAUCUUUACGACAAUCGUAUUUCCAUUGGCUAUGUUUGUCUGUUCCAUGUUUUGGAUAUUAUACACAGCAAAUCCGAGCUUUAUGAGAGGUCCGGAAGAAGAUAAAAUUAUUCCAAAAUGGAUGAAUCAUGGCUACCACACUGUUCCAAUUAUGGCCGCCUUUCUCGAAGCCUAUUCCAUCAGGCACGUGUACUCUCGUAUAAGAGCUGCUGUUGUCGGGAUUUUUGCGUUGAACUCUGUCUAUAUAAUUUGGUUGUUUUGGAUUGCAUAUCGUGCCAACAUAUGGGUGUAUCCAAUCCUCCAAAGGAUGUCUUUAUUUGGUGUGUUCGUCUUUAUUGGCGUAUGUGUUCUACUCUCUUUGGUCUUGUACAUGAUUGGGAGAAAAUUCAGUGAAUUUGUGUGGCAAGAAAUUUAUGAAAUUGAAGAAUGAGCUGGUGUGAAUCUGAUGUGGGAUUAUAGUACUGGCAGAAAGGGUCCAUUUUUACAAUGACUUUAGCAACAGGAACUAAAUAUUUUUUCAACAGAAUAAUUUUAAAUGAAAUUAAAAUGAAUUCAAAUCAUUGUUUUGAAAUAAAA
Molecule: messenger RNA, 823 nt
Organism: Xenia sp. Carnegie-2017
Lineage: Eukaryota; Metazoa; Cnidaria; Anthozoa; Malacalcyonacea; Xeniidae
Product: androgen-induced gene 1 protein-like
Exons: 2
Coding region: 3-677 (224 amino acids)
Cellular component (GO): membrane; endomembrane system
Source: RefSeq, a predicted model, not a curated record